GUACGAGCGCAUGACUGGAAUAUGUUCUAUGUUGAAAUUGAAUUCGAUGGAGAUCUCUCGUAUCCCGCGAGAGAUAACCUCUGAAAGCCCGAAAAGGUCUGUGUGAUUGCUAAAUAAACCGAGCAAUAUAAUAUAACAGAAUAUUAGAAAAUGGCUGUGUUCUCGAGUAUUUUCUCUCGCAGCGGUUACAGCGGACUGCAAGCAGCGAAAAUAUUGCACAAUGCGGUCAGAAAGAGUACCUUGGUAACUGACGCAAAUCCAGUGGAUAAAUCAUUUAACAGCAAGACAGCAGAGCAGAGUUUUAAGCAAGACAAAGUUAUUCCGUCGAGAUAUCGAUUCACUUACCCGGAAUUCUUACCAGAUCCUAAUCCAAAAUUUCGCAAUUCACUUAGAGAAAAAUUGGAACGCAUAGAUAUGUUGGCAAGACGGGCACACAUAGAUAUACCAGAGUUUUAUGUCGGUUCAAUACUAGCUGUAACUUACUCAGAGCGACACGCUCCUGGAAAGAUCAACAAAUUUGUUGGAAUAUGCAUCGAGAGACAUGGUGGUGGAUUGAGAGCUAAAUUUCAGUUGAGGAAUGUAGUUGAUUCUCAAGGCCUGGAGGUGCUCUUUGAAUUAUAUGACCCUGCUAUACAGAAGAUAGAAUGUCUCAGACUUGAAAAAAGGUUGGAUUCACAUUUACGGUAUCUUCGAGAUGCACCACAAGAAUACAGUACAUUUCCCUUUGAUAUGGAACAAGAACAUUUGCCAGAAGGAGCACCAGUUCCUGUAAAUGAAAUUAAAAUAAAGCUGAAUCCGUAUCCGUGGUUAGAGAAAUGGGAAAUUCAACACUUAAAAGGUGCAGAAUUGCAACUCAACGAAAGACGCAGGAAAAGGCAGGAAAAAUCUAAGAAGCCUUGGGAAAAAUAUGACCUGAUGAAAACAUAUAGGUCGACUAUACCCGAGGAAGAACAAAAUAAGAUAUUCAAUGAAGUAUAUACAAAAUUACAUGAGCUGGAGAUUACUAGACGUAGACAGAAACACAAACGAAUUUUCAUACGUCCGAAGAAAACUGUUUAAAUUGACGAUUAUCUACUGAAAUUCUUUAUCCGCAUAAGUCAUAAAAAGAAAAUAAAAAAAUAUAUGUAACUUUUUCCUGUACAAUAUGUUUAAUUACUCUUCUAAUAUGAUACAAUUGUAAUUAUUACGCAAAAGAAAGCAUUUCGUAAUUAAGCCAAUAAUUUUCUAACUAAACCAAAUGUAGACAAAACAGUUACAGCUGAUUUGACUUAUUUGUUUUAUUAUCCGCAUUAAAUAGUAGUAAUCUAUACUUAUGUAUUAUUUGCAACUUCAGAUCAAUAAAAAUUUCUUUUUAUUGGGAAGUGAAAAAUA
Molecule: messenger RNA, 1371 nt
Organism: Dinoponera quadriceps
Lineage: Eukaryota; Metazoa; Arthropoda; Insecta; Hymenoptera; Formicidae
Gene: mRpL19
Product: 39S ribosomal protein L19, mitochondrial
Exons: 4
Coding region: 151-1059 (302 amino acids)
Biological process (GO): translation
Cellular component (GO): ribosome; mitochondrial large ribosomal subunit
Molecular function (GO): structural constituent of ribosome
Source: RefSeq, a predicted model, not a curated record